AUGCUUGACCGGUGGCAAAUUGAUGUGAUUCCGAGUGACAAAGAGGAGAACGGAGACCCUGUCCCAUACAGCAUCAUCAACAACUAUUUUUCCAUAGGGGUGUGUGAUGGAACAGUUCUGGAUUUGAGCAGCACUUCAUUGGAGGGCAUUGCAGUCCUCAACAUUCCCAGCAUGUAUGGAGGCUCCAACCUCUGGGGGGAAACCAAGAAACAACGCAGCUAUAACCGGAUGAGCAAGAAGGUGCCUGAAAAGUUACAAUCCUCAGUUGUUACGGAUGCUAAAGAGCUAAAGUUCUGUGUUCAAGACCUUAGUGAUCAGCUUCUGGAAGUUGUGGGGCUUGAAGGGGCUAUGGAAAUGGGACAGAUCUAUACUGGACUGAAAAGUGCUGGCAAGAGGCUGGCCCAGUGUUCCUCCGUCACCAUCAGGACAAUCAAGCUGUUACCCAUGCAAGUGGAUGGAGAGCCCUGGAUGCAGCCCCCCUGCACGAUUAAAAUUACCCACCAAAGCCAAGUGCCAAUGUUGCUCGGCCCUCCCCAAAAGACCAGCUUCUUCUUUUUCAGGAGAAGAAACCGAACUCGAGAUUAAUCUGCAACCAAAGAAUACCCUUCAAAACAGCCAUUCUCUGCGCCAAUGGCAACCUCACAGGGAAAGCCUUCGAAAAAGAAACCUUCAUCCUUUCAGAUUUCCUGGCUUCAGUAUCUGCUUUGGAAACUUCAAUCUGGAGGCAGCAUUAUGAACUGUUAGUGGAAAAUAACAGGGUUGGCAUUCGGUAGUCAAACUGAAAUAGCGGUGUGGGUUUGUAUAUACAUGCACAUAUAUCCACAUUUUCUAAAUAUCACUGGCAGGGAUAACACUAACAUUGGUGGUUUGGGAGGAUUUUUCCCCUUCUCACGAUGCCACAGUUCAAGGAGGGGAAACGUUUAACUGCUCUGGUUGGGCUGUGGUGAAACUCGGGCCUUUUUGGAGGAAAGCUGUUCUGGACAGCCAUUAAUUAUGCAGCCCUGUCAGAAAGCAAACAAACAGACAUGGAAACAACAUGUCUGACCUAGUGAUGUUGAUGGGAUUUGGGAUCUUUUCCAUUUGUUUGGACACUUUAGAACCCCAGAAGUUGCCGUUGAUCCACUGAACUAGGCAAGAAACCAAGCCUCAUUUAUUUAUUUUGCAAAAUAUGUCAGAAGACGUUUUGCAUCCCACUGCACUACCUAUGUGGUCAUCACCAGGUCCCACACAUUAUUAGAAAUGUUAUUUAUUUUUACUCAGUUUAGAGAAGAUUGGGGAGACAAGAAUGGAAAGGAGGAGGUGCACCAUUUUUACAGCUCUUUCAAGAGCAACGGCCUUUGCUAGCUUGGCUGUAACUUUUUUUUAAGUAGGAACUUGUUAGGCGUUCCAUUUCAGAGGUGCAUGAAUGUAGAAAGCUAUUACUGCCAAGAGGAAACCAGAAAGAGUGAGUUAGAGAGUCAACGGCUAGAGCCUUUUUUGGAAUCAGCAAGAAAACUCAGGGUAUUUAAAAUGUAUAAAUAACCAAGCGCAGUAUGGUAAAAUGAAGAGAAAAUUUGGAGAGUCUUUGAGCUUAGAUGUUAAGACACUGUAUUAAUAUUUUUGUAUUCUUUUUCCACAUGUAGAGAUUUGUAGGGGGAGGGGCACUUCAGUCUGAACACAUUUGACAUAUGUGAAAUGUCUCAGUUUUCCUGGCAGCUUCUGUGAAGAGAGAGCUUUUCUAAACUGCCUUUCAUGGGACUGAUUUAAUCCAGUGGCAAAUAAUGUGAGUUGAGUGUUCGGUGCAUGACAAUGAACCUAGGAUCCAGCUUUGAUUCUGAAUCAAGCGCAAUUUCUACAGCAGGCAUAUGAUUGCCAUUAAAAUUGGUUUGGUCUUGUGUUUAAAGUUCAAAGGUGAAGUGAAGAAUCCUUUUUUACCCAUUUUGUUUCUUUAACACAGCAGCGUUGAAAAGAACGCUGAUUUAUUCACAGAUGCAAGAUAUGGAAACGGUUAUAAUUUGAUUUUCUAGCUCUUUUAAUUGUGCACACUGUCAAACAGAUGUUGAAAUAGUCAAAAGUACAAUGUGCCAGGGAAGCUCACCCCAAUCCAUUCUGGUCUUACAUUGACAAUAGCCUACAUACCAGCUUAGUGUAAUCAGUCAUUUGGGUUGAAAGGAAAUGAAAUCAGUUAGUAGCUUGUGACAGGCCCAUUUUUCAAAUAACUGCCAAACAGCCCUAUGAAAGAGGAUUUUUAUUACAUCAUCAAAUGAAAAAAAACUCUGGGACAGAAGAAGCUGGUCUUGUGUAAAUUUCUUUUCUUUUUGCAAGAAAGCUUUGUUGGACUUUUUCUCUGGCGGCUUUAGCCCCUGGCUUCUUAUUUCUCAGUACUGAACAUUGUAUCUCAUACAUUUUUAACCACAGAAGAAUAUGAAAGGGUUAGUUGACACUCCUUUUGCCAACACCAUAUGGAGACUCUUCAAGCACAAGGGAAUGUGAUCUCUGGUUAUUCAAAGUCAAGAAAGAACUUUGCCUAUUUAUUUAACCUACUAAAUAAGAAGAAAGGAUGUUCUCAGUCAAUGCAGUUCUUUCUGGGUGAAGUCAUCUGCCAUCACUUAGACGGAAUUACAGAAACACUCCAAAUAAGGAGAUCUAGUGGAGGCAUCCAUGACAACGUAAUAUCUCAUCAUAGAUAUCGUAUAUUGCUCUUUCAGGCUCAAUAGGAGCCGAAGCAUUUCACUUGUGUCCUAUCUAGGUUGCUGCUGUGGAUCUGAGAACACCCUGAUGCUUUUACAAGAGGGGAAUGCCACUCAUUUGAACAGUUCAUUCCACAGGAAUGCUGUUCUUUCAUACUUUGCUGCUCUGGCAGGCUAGGGACUCCGCUUAUCACUGCCGCUUCAGCUGAAGCCUGCAUGUGUGAAUGAUGAAGCAUGAGCCAUCACAGGUGGAUCACUUUGGACAGAAGUUCUGUAUCGUUCAGUUUCCAUUCAAACACGGUGUUUCCCACAGAGCCGUUUCACACAUUGUCAAAUCAUUGAGUGAUGAAAAAGCGAUGUGCAUGCCUGUGUGAACCAGUCCAACUUGUGUAAAAUACUGAUGCGGUUGCUCUGAAGUCACGUGGGGUGGCUAACUGUCUUAACUGUUGGCAUCAUUCAUAGGGGUGCUGAAUUCCUCACUGAGUGCUCAUUACUCUCAUUGCUUAUAUUCAGAAAUUAUGUCCUUGCUAUUGAAACCCAUAUGGACUAACGGCACGUCAGCCUGUGCUGUGGAGGAAAGCUGUCUGUCCAUCUCCAAAAAGCUUUCUCUGGAGGAACAACCUGACAGCCUCACAAAACACAUUCAGGAUAUGAAUAAGCCAGAACACCAACAAAACUCUGGGUGGCAAACAACGAAAAAACCAACUUGCCUCUGUUGCAGCAGAAGUUACUGGACUGAACUGCACUUUCACUAGCAUCUCACUAACCCAAUCUUAAGGGACUCUCAACACAGCCAGAUAGAACCUUUUCUGCAAACGGGCAAGACAGAGCAUCUCUCUGUUACGCUGUACUGAAUGCACACUUCCCUCCUAGCGUAUUGUGUGAAUACAGAAUGCAGAGACCCUCACCCCCAUAACAUGUACUGUAUAUCCUCUUGAGCAUGGACUCCUCUUCCUCCUUUUCCAUGGAUCUUAUUGUGGUUCCCCGCAUGGAGUUGUGUGAACUGUGUAUUGUAGCCCAUGUUUAUAUGUAAAUUCUAACAGAUGUUUUACAUCAAAUAAAAUGAUUCUCAACUGA
Molecule: messenger RNA, 3746 nt
Organism: Sphaerodactylus townsendi
Lineage: Eukaryota; Metazoa; Chordata; Lepidosauria; Squamata; Sphaerodactylidae
Product: diacylglycerol kinase gamma-like
Exons: 6
Coding region: 1-585 (194 amino acids)
Biological process (GO): lipid phosphorylation; diacylglycerol metabolic process; intracellular signal transduction
Cellular component (GO): plasma membrane
Molecular function (GO): ATP-dependent diacylglycerol kinase activity
Source: RefSeq, a predicted model, not a curated record